AUGCUCAUAUCGUACCUCCAAAACUGUGAUCCACCAGUACUUCCACGUCUUCAAGAGGACUUUCGAAGUGAUAACAGAGGGAAGAGGAUGGUUGAGAACUGGGAUACAUCUUAUGCACAGGUCGAGGAAGCUCUUCUGAAGUCGUGGCCAAAGAACAAGGAGUCGUGUGCACAAUUGCUCAUUGGCUAUUUCGACUAUUAUCUCGAUUCGAUUUCCGAAACUUUGUGGUUCAAUGUCGACGAGAAAUGA
Caenorhabditis briggsae is the source of this 249-nucleotide messenger RNA. The transcript has a single exon. Bases 1 to 249 code for a protein of 82 amino acids. Gene Ontology annotation, molecular function: RNA uridylyltransferase activity. NCBI's taxonomy places the organism in Eukaryota, Metazoa, Nematoda, Chromadorea, Rhabditida, Rhabditidae. The record is from RefSeq and is a predicted model, not a curated record.